This is a messenger RNA of Culex quinquefasciatus (southern house mosquito), 9090 nucleotides long. RefSeq lists its product as uncharacterized. Gene Ontology annotation, cellular component: plasma membrane; nucleus. Bases 394 to 7443 code for a protein of 2349 amino acids. Gene Ontology annotation, biological process: signal transduction. The record is from RefSeq and is a predicted model, not a curated record. The transcript is spliced from 21 exons. Lineage: Eukaryota; Metazoa; Arthropoda; Insecta; Diptera; Culicidae. Gene Ontology annotation, molecular function: guanyl-nucleotide exchange factor activity; protein binding.
CAGAGCGUGCGGACGUGUGUCGAGAGAGAGAGAGCAGAACCAGCUCCGAAGCGAGAGAUAUUAUUUCGAAGAGGUUAGAAAAUUGACCGUUUGAAGUGCAGUGUGUGGGGAGUUCGUCGAAACCUUUUGGAUUAUCAAAAUUUUGGGUUUGCGAAAAAAAUAAAGUGCGUGCGAAGAACUGUGAGAACCAGCAAUUUCUGAGACAGUGAAGAAGUGCUACUGAAGAGGUUCAACACGCCACAGGAUUAAGUGCAACUACUAAACCAAGUGCAAAGGACAGAACUCUAUGGAACCCAGUGUGUAACCCGGCGGUCGGAGCAGUUUGCAGAUUACCACAUGUGCGGGAUACACGCACCGGACAACUUCUAGCCAAAGCCAAAGUGCCCCAUCAAGAUGUUGAAGUGGACCGUUACGAAACGCCCGGAGGGCGCUACAGCAGCCCUGGUUGCGCAGCGACAGCACGGUCACCUUAGGACGCACGCACGCAGAUCCCUGGGCGCGCUGAACGAGCGGGUCGUCCCGAAUGACAGCACCAACACCACCGCAGCAGUUCACAAAGUUAAGGCGCGCCGGUCGUUGGGCGCCACCAUGCACCGUCACGCCCACGUAGAUAAGGAGAAUCAGUGCGUCACGUCGACGCCACACCACGUUGCGGGAGGCAAGACGGCGUCACCGUACUCGAUGGCGCUGCGAGAUGUAAGCAAUAUCACACCCAACAGCACACCUCGGCGGUUGUCGUCAACUCCACAGAGCCGAAAGCGGGCGUUUCCGUCGUCUCCGACGACGGUGACGUCUACAGCGAAGAAGGACGUGCCGUACGCGACGACGUUGCCGACUUUUGACAUUGAGUACUCCCCGUGUGGGAUCAAAAACGUGCCGUUUUUGGCACUGCGAGGGCUGGGACUUGGGGAUUCCUACUUUGACAACCCCGGUCGGUACUUCCACGAUGAACAGCCGGCUUCGAAGAGGCCAAAGCCGUUCGCAGAACCCGCCCCGGUUGACAAGCCCGUUGAACCGGGCAUGACGCCGCUGUCUUCGCGACUCUCCGAACUGCGGUUCAGCAAGCUUAGCUUCAAGCGCCACGAACCUAAAACUGUAAAUAAUAACCAAAUCUUCAAGGACGAUGACGAGCGCUCGCUCAACUCGUCCGAAAUGGGUGAUAUUACGCUAGAUAAGAUGAUCGAUGCAAUCCUGGAGAGUGCAAAGAAGGACCCGCGGCCGAAGCGCAGCUCUAGCGUCAAGUCCAAGCAGGUCAAAAUUCCGUCCCCGACGUACACCCCGGCGGAUGAUCCCGCUUCGGAUCUGUACAAAGACACGUUGAUUCACCAGCUACCACCAAAGCUAAUCGAACAAGCCGAAACCACCAUCAUCCUGGAGGAGAGCACGGUGGUGAACGAGCGCGAGGUCAAGACCCCGGAACCCAUCAAAACCACCAAGUCCCUGCGGCAAUCGCUAAGCCGGUUCGUGCUGGCAAGCCCGCUGGACGCAUGUCACCUUCGUCGGCAAAAAGCCGUCCGUCGAAAAAACAAAGCCGACGGCCCUGAAGAGAAGAAACCCUGCCGCAUCGGGCUAACCCUUCCCAACGGUAUCCCCAGCCCGGAAACCCCCAAAACCAUCACCCACAGCCAGUCCAAGCUGGAGCAGCUGGCACAGCUGCAAACUCCUACCGAACUCGCCAUCAUCGUCGACUCCGACAUCACCGCCACCAAACCUCCACAAGACGAGAUGACCCCAAGCAUCCGCUCGAUCGACCUGCAGGGAACCUCCACCCCGACCUGCAUGGAGGCGGUUUCGUUCGACAAAACCCGCAAGUGCCUGGCCUUCUCGCCAACGCUCAGCGAAGACUCGCUGGAGAAGCGCCGCUCGGUCGCUUCUUCCACCACUUCGCGCUGCUCGCGGGGCGUCUCCAUCGUCAAGGGUUCGCUGGAUCUUGCGCUGAACCUGGAACCGGACACCAGUCGACUGCACGUUCACGUCAUUCGCUGCAAGGAUCUCCAGCGUGCUAGCGGCAACACGAUCAACGCGUACGUCAAGGUCGCCGUAGUGAACCCAGCCGCCAACCCGGCUGACGGCUUCCAGCGCACGGCCGUGCACCGGAACUCGAACCGACCCCAGUUCGAUCACCGCUUCCAGUUCGAGCUGGACCCGGUUAGUGACGACGACUCGGAGGAGGUUCGCCGCAUUCAGCUGGCCGUUUGGCACCGGGACCGCGAGUGCAAGCGCAGCGAGUUCUUAGGAUGCAUGUCAUUUCCACUUAGGAAUGUUAUCAAACAGGAAAUUAAUGGCUCCUACAAGCUGCAGCCACAGUCGUGUCUGACGAAUCCUACCCCACCGAUACCCGACAUGUGUGAAAACUCGCAGUCCAGCGUUGACGAGAUAGUCAGCGUAGAGGACGCCAGUGUGACGACAACGACGGUGGCCAUUGGCACCGCCGCCGCUCCGGAACCGAUCAGUCUGAGCAAGAAGGCCCUGCACCAGCGGGAUGCCGACGAGAAUCUGUUUCUGCGCUUCCUGGAGUUGGACCCGCCGCUGGAGAGUGCAACCACCACCAACAACACUAGCGGCGGCGGUGGUUCUGCACCUCCGGCCAUGCCGGCCACUCCACGUCGUAACUCAAUUAGCUCCAAUAAACCAAACGCGGGCCGAACGCCGUUCACGAUAACCAAGCGACUGACGCGCGUCGCCGACAAGGGCUUCGGCUUCUCGAUCGUGUGGACUCAUCCGCCACGCGUCGAAAAGGUCGAAGCGGGUCUUUCCGCCGAAAAAGCCGGCAUCCUCCCCGGCGAUUACGUGGUCUUCGUCGACAAACACAACGUGGUCACGAUGCCCGAGCUGGACGUGCUGAAUCUGAUCAAAACUCAGGGCAACACGUUGCUGCUGGAAAUCUUCCGCCGGCCGCAGCGACCCACCAACGGGAUGCGACCGGGCAGUGCUGCCAGCGCAACCGUCUCCACCGGAAACCUCAUCAACUUUGCCCCGUUCAGCGCCCAAAUGAACAACGUUCAACAGCCCUCCUCGUUACCACAGCCGCUCCUCCUCCACGACGAGGAACCCUCGCUCAAACCCUCCAUCGCGCCGGCCCGCUCCUCGACGGCCUGCUCGAACAUCUCGAUCGAGACCGCCAAGCGGAAACUUAACCUGCCCCAAGUGACGUUCAGCAAAGAGUCAAUUCUGCAACAGCUGCCUGACGACCAUCGGCGAAAGUUCCUGUACCAGCUGAUCAGCCGUGAGCAGCACUUUGUGACGGCCAUCAACUUUGGCAUCGAUCGGUUCGUGAAUCCGCUGCGCGAACGCAAGGAUCUCAUCUCGCCGAACGACCACAAAACGCUCUUUCAGAACAUCGACGAGCUUUCGCGGAUAUCGGAGGACAUCCUAGAGCAAAUCAUCCAAGAUGAAACCGAGCCUCAAAUCCACUUCGCUUCCCGCGUCUACGUGUCCAAGUGUACGGCCCUGUGUGCGGCCUACAAAAAGUACUGCAAUGGCCUGAAGAAAGCGGACUGCGUGCUGGUGAACAAAUCUAGAAAUUCGAGCUGUGAUUUUAUGAGUUUUAUUACGGAGCCACCGGUGCCACGGAAGCGUCCGGACCUAACCACCUUCAUACAUCGACCGUUGCAGCAUUUUAGGGAAAUCUUAAAAUUAGUCCAAAUGAUCGCGUCCAAUUGCCGUGUAGAUAGUGAAGAGCAUAACAAUUUUAACAGCAUCAUCAACGAGUUGCAGGCGGCGUAUCGAGAGAUCACCGUUGGUGGUGGACUGAUGGAACCCAUCGGAGAGGGUCGUCCACUGUUGACGUUACAAGACUUGGAAGCUAGGAUGGUGUUCACCAAGUGCAAACCAUUCCAGCUCGCAUCCCAUGGAAGGCAGUGGAUUUUUGGGGGCGACUUGUCCAGGGUCGAGGGUCGGUCGGUGAAACCGUACUGGACGCUGCUGUUUAGUGAUAUUCUGCUGUUCGCCAAAGUGAGCCGGGACCGGGUGUUGUUCAUCACGGAGGAACCGAUCGCGCUUACGAACAUUACGGAUUCGUGCUUUAACAUACGGAAAAAGAACACCGAGUUUCGGAUAACGAUCGACCCGAACGGGCGCCAAAUCGAAAGCCCGACCGUCCAUUGCGCCCCGGACCUGACCCGGACUCCCAAGCGCAACUCUAAGAAGCGUUACAUUGUGCUGCGAGCACCGUCGGCUGAGCUGAAAGCCGUCUGGCAGAACCUGCUGACCCGGCAGAUAUUCCUCGUCAAUGCCACCUUGGGGUCGACGCCGUUGAGCAGUCCACUGGACUCCCCAGACAUCCUGCAGACGCUGGUCCCCAUCGGAGAUAUCGGUACGACGGCGGCCUCGAUGACAUCAGUGAAGAUCCCUUCGCUGGACAGCAUUCAUCUAAAGAAUCAACAGUCGAGGUCGAGUAAGGUCCCGAAGCAGGUCGAGGAGUUGAUCGAUGAAAAGUGUAGAAGCCUGAACAAGACCGGAGUGCCGAAGGGCAGUGCCCUACAUCUGGCCCAGUGGAUGAAGGGUCAGCUGGACAAGCAGGUCGUCGAGUCCGAUCCGAUUGACUCGGAUCCGGAGCUGGCGAUCGAGGAGUGGUCCCUCGAGCAGGUCACCAACCGGUCCAAGGAGCUGAAGCUGGUCGACCCGGAUGGAAAUCUGUGCCGAACGACGACGGCGACGGCGGCGGUCAAGGUCAAUGGGAUCGGGGCGUCGUCGGUGGCGGGUGGAAGUGGGUCGACAUCGAAGCUCACUGAUGGGGGUCAUACCGAGGACAGUUCCACGUUCGAUGGGGAGGAUGAUAAUAGGAGCGUGUCCAAGAGUACGACUUCGGAUAGUCAGAUCACGGUCCGAUCGAGCCCGCUAAGCAACAAAGUCGACACCAUAUCCGUGUGCCGGCAGUGCCACAAAAACUGCAAAAGUCGCCUCAACUCUCCGAGUAACAACUCCCUCACGGUUCAGCACAGCCAAGCUUCGUCCACGCGGUGCUGUGUAUCGGCCUCGACGACCGGCAGCAGUCUCAACAAGAGUCCUUCUAGCAUUUCUUCCACGAGCACGCUGACGAUCAACAGCAAAUCCCCGACGAAACCGGACGAGUGCAGUCCUAGCGAAGGACCGCAACCUCAGCCGGAAGUGUCGACGUCACCGACCCCGCCACCACACCACCGUCCUCAUCGAGCGAAUCCGCCGCCGGCUCUAGGCAUUAGCAGCUACAAGUCCAAGUGCCAAACUCCCUGCCACUGCAAGUGUACCCCGAAAGACUUUGAGAAGACCACGCUAAGUCCGGACGAGCUGCUGCACGAGCGCGUCAAAAUCCUGAAGAACGUCAACGAAGUCAACGCAAACACGACCGAAUCAUCCAAGGUCAACGGGUAUCCGAGCGCUACCGAGCUGCGAACUAGUCGAUGUGACGCAGAUCCCACCACCGAUAACAACAACGUUGAAGACUGGUCGCUGAUGCUGAUCGGGCUGGCGCAGAUCCAUCCGGCGGCACACCUCGUCCAUAUGGACCCCUUUGAGGCGGUUCCCACGAUAGCGGUUGUGCCACCGACGCCGGAUGCCCUGAACAGCAAUAGCAGUAACUGCAAGCAGAACAUGACUCUGAAUUGGAACGACUCCAACCGGCUCAAUCUGGGGUCGAUCAACGAAAGUCACGACGCAGACGGCGAUGAGUACUCGCCGGACAAUUCGCCGGAAGAUGAGAUCGCUGAGCCACCGUAUCGGGCGCUGAGCACCGGGAUGAAGCGGUACGGAACGAUGUCCAGUUUGGAGCGGGUGCCGUCCGAUGAGACGGACAAGACGUACAACUCGUCGGAAGAGGACUCGGAGGGAGACAUCAAAAUCAUCACCAAGGAGGUAUACGACGGCAACGCCCAGCCCUUCAUGAACUGGACGGCUCGGGCGGGGAAUUUUAUCGAAGAGUCGCGGGCGUUCAUCGAUCGCUAUUUGGGCCGGGGCAACACAGCCGAUGACGAAGACGAAGUUGAUUGCGGGGAGGGCGUUGGCGGCGUCAAGGACGCCGAAGUGGCCGGCGAUGUUGAGGGUGAAACUUCGGUCACUUCGGGCGAGGAGGUUUGGGGCACGCCCACGAGUGGGGGUGAAAACGAUGACAUGCAAAUCUUCGGCAGCAUCGAACAAACGCACUCGUCACCGACCAAGUCCUCGUCCUCGUACACCGGAGAUGAUGAUACCGAGCUGAUGAUGGACGAACUCUUGAUGGCACCUCCGAUGACCGCCAGUGCCGUGAGGGGACUCUUGCCAAGACGAAAGCUAGAACCGUUGUUUGAGGAGGAUAGUGAAAGUUGCGAAUCGGAUGAUGACAGUAAGCCCCUGAGUGGACGUGACAAACAGGGGCAAGCGGCGGCAGCGGAAAGAAAUCUUCAUCCUCAUCGACUGGACUAUGUGGACUUAAGAGGUUCCACCGGCUCCGACUCAGUAAGUACCACGCCGUUGUCGACUCCCCUGGCCGAGCGAGCGCCGGAGACGGUGAAGACGACCACGCCCGACGAAAGCUAUGGGAGUGUUGCUGACAGAUGCUCUGCAUCUGUGCCGCACCUGAACAUCGGGAUGCCCUCUGCAAGCGGUACCGAUCGUUUCGGGGUGGGUUCCGGUGCGCCGGGGCCGAUCCUCACGUUGCCUCCUCCGCCGUCUACCGCCCCACCACCACCCCUAUUCUACGGGCUGAGUCCGAAGCUGGAGAUGCGGCUAGCCCUCAAUCACGACAUUCUCGGGGACGAGGAUCUGAUCAGCUACAACCCUGGCCCGGAUCAUCUGACUUCGAUUCUCGGGCCCGACCUCUCCACAUACCACCGGAUCAGUGGGAAGGACGUGAUUAUGAACCGGAUCAUCUCGCGGGUCAACAGCUACAACAGCAUUCCGGUGGCACUGGCCAAGCAUACGGCGGCGCAGGAGGCAGCGGCAGCGGCGGCUUCCAGCAACAAUCCCAGCACUUCCAAUCUCAUCACCAGCAGCGAUCACCCGCUGAAAAACGGAACGAGCUCAUCAUAUCAGCAAAACAAUUCAAAGAUGGAUACUCCUACUCCCAAUCGCCGAAAAGCGCAAAGCCCAGCUACCUGGAACAGUUCUGGGUCUGUGGAGCGAGAAGAAAAGACUCUGUCGGACCUGGAACGUUUGGCGAGGCGGGAGAAAGUCUACUGCAUGACGCAGCUGAAUCAAAACGGUUCCCCCCACCUGAAGCAUACAGCUAGUUUCAACAAAAGCAAGUCGUCCAAACUAUUCACCUUCCUUUCGCGGCGCAACUCGGAGAACCAGCUGCACCGGUUCUUCAGCACGUCCAAAGACAGCGGUGACUGCGUCGGUGGUGACGUUCCUACUUCGCAUUCGGACUCGAGCCGGAUGAACUCGCCCCGGAAGGACAAUGACAAAUCACUCGAUCGACGGUUCUGGAAGCAGCUUACCAAACGACGACGUAACAGCCUAAAUGAGCUUUCGGCUAGCGAAUCCUAGACUUAGUGGACAUUAUCGAUUUUUGACUACUCAAAACUCAAAACCUACCUACCUACAGUUUAGCUAUACCGCGUACUAUCGGCAGAUUAGUUUGUUCCUAGAUAGAUAGAAAAACCAAAAAUAUCGUUCGUUAUGAUAAAUCGUCUUCUUCGUCUCCCUACAAUGUCCAGAGUGUUGUUUCUUCUUGGUAGUAUAAUUAGCUGAAAGUCAAGCAUUUGGAAAAUCGCCAGUUUGAGCAAAUUGUAACUACUGAUAAUCAAGCAAAGGAGUACCGAUCUAUCGAAAUAAAAAGUUCUACUUCUGGAAUAGGAUUCUAAGACACAAUAAUUAGGGCAUAGUUUAAAACAGUGUUUUGGGUGCAGCAACAGUGCUAAGUCAUUCGACGGCGAAAACAACAACAAUUAAGCGAAUCAAUUCGUGAUAGUAGUUAAUAAAAAUCUUUUUAAAAAGCAUAAUUGGCAGCAACAAUUUGAAGAAGCUAAUCAUAACAUUUUUAUGAUACGGUAGUCCGUAGGUAGUGAACCUUCUCCAGUGUAAAUAUUUUAGCAUCUUUUUUAAAACAAAAAAAAACAGUUUGUUACUAACGCGAGAAUCAAAUUUUGCGAAUAAUUGUGAAAGGGACAAAUGUGUUGCCACACACCGUGAUAAUUAAGAGGAAAUGUAGUUGUUUUUUGGAGCAUCCACUGAAAAUAUUUUCGAUACUUUGUAAAACGUUUGACUGUGUUUAGUGCAAGGCAAUAGUAACUAAUAAGAAUGUGUUUUUUCACUGUUGACUAGUGUAACUUCGAUCCUUUAGUUUUUCUUUCCACGAAAACAGUACGAUGUAGCAUUUCAGAACAGGUCAAUUCGUUGCCAGCAGAAAUAUAAGAGAAAAAAAACGGGUCCCGUCCUAACUUUUUGUAACGCCGACAACGCAAUGCCAAAAUCUCUCAGUUUCAUUCAAACACGUCCAGCAUAACAGAAACAAACAAACAAAAUCUUCAAAUUCCGUCGAACUCAACCGAAUCCAUCUCACAUUUGUGUAAAUAGAAGCCAGAUUUUAACACCAUGAAACUCACUCAUAGAUUUUCAAACAAUUUCAACUUGGAUCAAACAUUAUAAAACACAUAACUGAAACGCCAAAUAAACAGCUUUAUAUAAAAGAAAGAAUGAAAUAACGAGAAACCAGAUCGUAAAGAAGGCGAAACAGCAUUUUAGCUAUUUAUAAUCUCACUAACGUACAUUAAACAAACAAUAAAAAUCAACAAAAUAAAACUCAUACGAGCAAAGUCUUACAAUUUUAGCAAAAACAAAUUACCCCAUCGUCCGAAAUAUCAAAUUGGGAAUGAAAAGAAAAAAGGAAUUUGAGAUAGAAGAACAAAAACUUGAGCAUAAGAUUUCAAAGUGUUUGACUAAAAGUGUGUGCACGGCAGAGCAGAGUUGUUUCUUCUUUCUAAACAGAGAGUAUUUUGCCUUACGAUAAAGAGAAAUUACCAUUGUAUAGCACACUUUUGGCGGAAAAUAAUGCAAACUUAACAGGAAUACGCGAGCAGUAGAUGGCAUCGAAGCGGAAGGAGGAACUUUCACAGAGUGGUAGCGGAAGUAUAACGAACAUUGUAUCAAAAGUUGGAAAACAAAAAAUAAAAUUCACUUUCAUUAGACAAAAAA